Salvia hispanica is the source of this 2988-nucleotide messenger RNA. The record is from RefSeq and is a predicted model, not a curated record. NCBI's taxonomy places the organism in Eukaryota, Viridiplantae, Streptophyta, Magnoliopsida, Lamiales, Lamiaceae.
AUGUCGGCUUACGGUGCAGUGAUUUCUCUGAAAAAUACGAUUCAAUUUAUCGUAGAAUCGCCUCGCCUUUUUGUGAUUCCUACUGGUCGUAUCUUAAGACCGGCCUAUGAGGCUGUGUGUGACCUGCAGACAGUUCUCAAAAAAUUGGAGAAGACCGGGUACAUCAAGAUCAGGACGAAGGUGAAUGCUUUGGAUGAACAAAUCAAAGAGGCUGUGUGGGAUUUUGAAGAUUUACUCGAAUCCCAUAUCUACGAUCAGAUCCUUCCACAAGUCGAGACAGAUCACUUGUCUUUCUAUGGAGAUCUGCAGAGUCACCGAAAGAGUGCUGAAGUGACGAAGAUGGAGGAGGAGGAUAAUGAGGAUGAGGAGGAGUAUAAGGAUGCGGAGGAGGAGGAUAAUGAUAAUGAUGAAGAGGAUGAGGAUGAUGAGGAGUAUAAGGAGGCCGGGGAGGAGUUUAAGGAGGAGGAGCGGGAGGAGGAUAAUGACAAUGAUGAGGAGUAUAUGGAGGCGGAGGAGGAGUAUAAGGAGGGGCGGGAGGAGGAUAAGGAUAAUGAUGAUGCGGAGUAUAAGGAGGCGGAGGAGGAGGAGGAAGAGGAGUACAGGGAGGAUAAAGAGUUGUAUAAUAAGCUGCUAUAUAUGCGACAGUUCAUCCAUCAGAAUCUUCCAAGUCUGAGGCCCAAAGAUCGCUUGGCUUUCUUGGUGGAUCUGCACAGUCUGAAACAAAGUAUUGAUCGAUUUGUCAUUAGAGUGACAGCGAUGGCGGUGGAGUACGAUGUUGCACUGCUGAAUAUGCCUGAGGAAGAAGGCGAACCUAUUUCCUCGAGAAUCGAGUUUGGUGGAAUCGGCUCGUAUAUGGUUGGAUUAACUGAAGAAUUUGAACAAGUCAGGGAUUAUUUUCUUGCAGAAAAAGAAGAGAAUUGCUUUGCAAUUACUGGGAUGGCAGGAAUUGGGAAGACAACUUUGGCUAAGAAAAUAUUUGACGAUCCAUUGAUUCAGGGACAUUUUGAGCUUCGAGCAUGGGUCAAAGUGGGCAGAAAAUGUGAACCGAAUGAUGUAAUACGAGGCGUUCUGGCUCAAGUUGAUCCCAACACUCAAGACCAAAUGCUUACCCAAGGAGACGAUGAUGAUGACCUGAAAUUAGAUGGAGUCCUGGAAGACAUAUUGAAGGAUAAGAAAUGUCUCAUUGUGUUGGAUGAUGUAUGGGAAUGGGACACACAACUAAUGGGUAUCUUGCCAGACAAGAAUGUUCGAAUCAUGCUUACGAGCAGGCUAAGAAUGGAAGAAUCUCCAAGUCAAGUUGUACGCUUGUUGAAUGAAGAAGAAAGUAAGAAAUUACUUUGUGAGAAGGUGUUCGGUGAAGAGGGUUUCCCUCUUAGCCUUGAGAAAAAGGGAGAGAAAAUCGCCGAAAAAUGUGAAGGUCUUCCACUUAUGAUAGUCAUAGUUGCAGAGCUCCUGUCGGAAGAAGACAAGACCCCAGAAUACUGGACUGAGGUAGCUGAAAAACAACAUAAUUCAGUUUUUGUGGAUGCAUAUAAUCAAAUCUCAGAGGUAUUUUUCCCAAGCUAUGACUAUUUACCUCAAUAUUUCAAAAUGCUUUUUCUCUAUAUGGGAUCUAGCCCUCCAUAUUGUGAUAUUAACAUAGCCGAUCUCUUCCGUCGAUUGGGAGCUGAAGGGUUUCUUGAAUCGAUUGGAAAUGAAACUUUGGAAGAAUUUAUAGGCAUUGGCUUGAAAAUUCUUUCUCAAUUGUAUAAUCUUGUUAUUAUACAUGAAUCAAAUGUAGAAUCUUGGUUCUCAAAGAGGGAGUUUCGGGUGCAUUCGUGUUGGCAACACGUGUGUAAGAAAGAAGCUAGUAAGAUCAAGUUUUUGCAUGUUUUACAAAGUUGCGAUGAUGAUAUGAAAGGCCAGCGGCGGUUGUGUGCCCAUCAUAACACUUUAUUUGCCUUCAAACAAGUGUAUGAUUCAAUAAAAAGUACUUGUGCAUCUACUGCCCGCUCUAUCCUUUGUUUGGGUCCUUACCACCAAUAUCCGGUGCCAAUACAUGAUAUGGAUUUCAAGUUGCUCAGGGUAUUUGAUGCUCUUGAAGUCCGAUUUUACCAUAUCCCACUUGAUAUUAUGAAACUAGUCUGUCUAAAUUAUCUUGCCCUAACUUGCAAUGGAGAGAUCCCUAUUUCCAUAUCCAACCUCUUUCACCUUCAAACAUUGACUAUCCAUCCACAUAUAAACAUUAAAAAGCGUGGGGCUCCGUUAUACGUGCCGAUGGUAAUAUGGGACAUGCAAGAGCUACAACAUAUUAGUAUCUCCGGAAGAGACCUACCGACCCCCAAGUCUGAUGCUACUUUGGAAAAACUCUCUAGUCUUUUUGGUGUUAGUGCCAAGAGUUGCAUUAGAGAAAAUCUCAAGAGAAUCCCUAAUUUAAGGAUGUUAGAAAUUAUGAUGGAGUUGAAGCCUUAUGAUGAUGACGAUGAUAUAAACCCAUUGAGUGGAUUGGAAUAUAUCUCAAAGGAACUCCACAAGUUGGUACUACUUUCAUAUAUAUUAACGAACCCUGACAUGAGGUAUCAGUCUAUAGUUCCUCUUUUAAUGUUCCCAUCAAGUCUUGCAGUUUUGGCACUGAGUGGCUUAGGAUGUCCUUGGAAGCACAUGAAUGACAUUGGUUCGCUGCUACCAAAUCUUAGAAACCUCAGGUUACUUCACUAUGCCUUUCAUGGACCAGAAUGGAAUAUUGAAUCAGGGUAUUUUUUGAAACUUGAGACACUUGUUAUUGAAGAUACCGAUUUGGUGCGAUUGAGACCUCAACGUGGAAGCCUCCCAAUGCUUGAACUCCUAAGUAUAAGGCAUUGCUACAAAUUACGACAAGUCGAUUGGACUUGUGAUCCGUCAAAGGUCACAAAGCCUACAAUUGAAUUGGUUGAGUGCAGUCCUUCAGUUGUCGCUUUUUCCGAGCAAUUAAGACCUCACCUUAAUGUUCAUUGCUACUCUUCUUUUUGA